AUGAAAGUUUCAGUUUUUCUUUUGCCUUUUGCGAAUUCUUGCAGGCAGAGCAGCUCAGUUAUAAAUCUGAAGAGUUCGAGAAGAGGUGGAAAAGAUGAUUUUACGAAGAUUUCGGAGAAGGUGAUUGAUUGCGUUCUUGGGGCGAAAUAUGAAGAGAAUUUUCAUGAAUAUGUUGCUGAUCAGAGUGAGUGGCUCAUGAUGCUCAGGAUGAACUGUGGAUCAGUUUGUUCCUCUGUCAAUUCUCUCGACUGCUACAAAUGUUGGGAGCAGAAUCUCAUCUCCGAAUCUGCCUUUGACGAGCUCUGCUAUUUCUACCAAUUCGAAAACUGCCAGUACGAAAAUGACUUUCGAAGAUUUUUUCGAAAGGCGAAAAAUUGUCUUUCGCGAAAAUUGAAUCUCAACGAGCUGAUUCAAGAAGAAUCGAUGCGAGAAAAAAUUAUGCUCAUGGAUUUCGAGCUUGGUUCAGCCCGAAACGAGCAAAUUCCGAGGAACGAAAUAGAAAUUCCAGAAAAAGAUGUUUAUUUCCGAAGCUUUGGAAAAUGCAUAAAAGUCGACGAGCAAGACCUUUUGAGGUUUCUACAGACAGCGCAAUUCAUCGAAAAAUGCCUUGGAAAAUGCGAAAUUUGCGAAAAUCGAGAAGAAAUUUCAAAAUGCGCUAAGUGCUGGAAAAACUCCUUGAACUUGAGUUCUGAAGCCUUCAUCGCAUUCUGCCAACUUCCCUACAAAAACUGCGAAAAUCUCAAGCAGAACACGUGGACGCGCCAAAUCUCGAAAUGCAUCGACAAGGUCGCGCGCAAGAAACAGAAAAACUUCAAUUAUCUUUUGAUUAACUGGAGAUUUCAUGGUUAG
Messenger RNA from Oikopleura dioica, 849 nucleotides. Lineage: Eukaryota; Metazoa; Chordata; Appendicularia; Copelata; Oikopleuridae. The record is from the annotation of a GenBank genome assembly.